Messenger RNA from Colletotrichum navitas, 713 nucleotides. RefSeq lists its product as uncharacterized. The transcript has 2 exons. The coding region runs from base 1 to 507 and encodes 168 amino acids. The record is from RefSeq and is a predicted model, not a curated record. NCBI's taxonomy places the organism in Eukaryota, Fungi, Ascomycota, Sordariomycetes, Glomerellales, Glomerellaceae.
AUGUUUGGCAAUUUCAUUAUCUCGUAUGCUGCACCAUGGUUCCGUUCCAACGGCGUCGCUAACAAUCGCAUAUUUUACCCCAGGAAGAUGCUUGAUCAGACAGGCAUCAGAGAUACUGUGAAACAAACUCGGAUCCAAGUCAUUCUCAACAGUUUGGCUCUUGCUGUGGCUGUCUUUGGUAGCUUCAUGCUCGAUGUUCUCAACCGACGAUUCCAAAGCUACAUCAUCGGAGGGCCGAUCAAAUCUUCGCGACACCACUAUGUUGGUUCCAACAUGAUCACCGAAUAUGGAGAAAGUAUCAACCAGUCCGGGCUUUAUGGCAACCUUGCUAUCAUCUCCUUUUUCCAAGGUUUCUACACCUUUUACUCUACUCCAAUGACCAGAUUUUACCCUACUGAAAUUUCUCGUCACAAGCUCCUAGCUACUGGUACCGCCGUUUUUCGUAUGCUGGAUGCUGACUUUGGGCUUGUUGACUGCACCCAUAUCCAAGGGCUGUUGCUGGCGUGAAACAGGCUGCUUGCAUCGUUUUUCAUGGCUUAUGCUAUGGCAGACUUAGGUCGGGAAUUCUAUUUUAUGUACUUCAUGGAACCUGGUUUUCGUGAAUUGCCUAUUUCACAUCUAUUGAGAUCAAUGUCUUAAUAAAGAGGAAAUUACAGAUAAGUUCAACCGAUCCCGAAUCAUCAAUGCGAUUGACAAUAUUUCAGACUCCCAAG